Messenger RNA from Micropterus dolomieu (smallmouth bass), 3458 nucleotides. Its product is annotated as adhesion G protein-coupled receptor E1-like. Gene Ontology annotation, biological process: adenylate cyclase-activating G protein-coupled receptor signaling pathway; cell surface receptor signaling pathway. Gene Ontology annotation, molecular function: calcium ion binding; G protein-coupled receptor activity. The transcript has 21 exons. The record is from RefSeq and is a predicted model, not a curated record. Gene Ontology annotation, cellular component: membrane. Lineage: Eukaryota; Metazoa; Chordata; Actinopteri; Centrarchiformes; Centrarchidae. The coding region runs from base 227 to 2557 and encodes 776 amino acids.
GUUGUCUAUACUUAUGAUAAACAGUUAAACAUAAGAUCACAAUGUGUGUAACACAGACUCUUGUGGACCACUUGCUCAGUGUAAUCCUGAUGGGGGCUGUAUUUGUGUUCCUGGGUAUGAAAUCAUCCCUACGCGCUUGCCAACUCCAGAUUCAUUUGGUUGUGUUGACAUUGAUGAGUGCCAGACUGCAGGAAUUUGUGGCCCUUACUCCAAUUGUACCAACACCAUGGGAUCCUACCUCUGUACCUGUUUGACUGGAUUUAAGGCAACAGAUCCAGUAUUACCACUUGGAACAUCCAACCCAUGCAAAGAUACUGAUGAAUGCCUUGACAAUAUCUGUGGUGAUCAUGGGACCUGCCUCAACAACCCAGGAAGUUAUGCGUGUGAAUGUUAUAAAGGCUACCACAUUGUAUCUGAAUCAAUCCCUGUUUGCCAAGAUAUCGAUGAGUGUUUCAACUCAACUGUUUGUGGUCCUGAUUCUGUUUGCACCAACACGCCUGGAACUUAUACCUGUGCAUGUCAAGUGGGAUACUCACCAACUAUACCAACCAAGGAACCCAGCAAGACCAACAUCUGUAUUGAUGUUGAUGAGUGUGUUCAAGAUGCUACUGUGUGUGGACCUCAUGCCAACUGCACAAAUUCAGUUGGAUCUUACAUUUGCAGCUGCUUCCCUGGGUAUCAUCAGCUGAACAAGCCAGAUGUGAUGGCCAGCGUUGCUGUCCUAUGCACAGAUAUAGAUGAGUGCAGUGAAACACCUGGUAUAUGUGGUAAACAAACUGUGUGCACCAAUUUACCGGGGACCUUUUACUGUUCUUGUCCUGAUGGAUCCUUUCCCUCAACUGGAAUCUUGUGGAAGAUCGGGGUCUCAUUCUGUCAAAAUGUUCAAGAUGUUCUAGAUGCAAUUGUACCUCCCAAGGGUCAAACAAAAGAAAGAGCUUUUCUUGACAAUUUGGAUCAACAGCUUAAGAACAACCCAGGUGUUUUCCUACCAGAAGCGACAGUGACAAACAGCUUUUCUGCAUCAAUGCAAGUGUCAGGUGUUGGACCACAGGUCAAGUCGAUCACGGUGAGUAGUGGAGGAGAUGGGGAAACCGGUAGUGUGAUCCUGGGCAUCUCAGACCUUCUAGUUUCUGCAUUGGUACCAACAACUUAUAACCAAAUCAACAAAGCAGUGCAUACUUCAACAGUAGAUUUGAGCCUACGUGCCAUUGGUCCAGAGAGUCAUGACGACAAGAUUGUCAGCCUUUCUGCCAAAGGACAGACCAUGGAAAUCAACUUGGAGGCUCUAGCCAGCACCAACAAUGGUUCUGCAGCAGCUGCCUUUAUGACACUGGAUGGGAUGGAGAGUCUUCUUAGUCAUCAAUACUUUAAAACAGAGAACCAGACCGAGAUGUACUCGGAUGUUUUUACUGCAAUCUUACCAACAAUAAACAACAUCAACCUCAUUGAGCCUGUCAACUUUACCAUCCAACAUAAGAAGAAAGUACCUCAAUCUGGAAUAGUUACUUGUGUGUACUGGGAAAACAAAAGCAAGAACAACAAAGAGGGACAAGGAGAUGCAGGAGGAAGAGAGGGAGAGACGAUGCGCUGGUCAAUAGACGGCUGUUGGGUUGCAUACUCUGAUGAAAACUACACAGUGUGCAGCUGCUCUCACCUCUCUACCUUUGCCCUCAUCAUGCAGAUUGGGGAGCCUCCACCGGAUAAUUCUUUCCUUGACUGGCUGAACCGAAUGUGUGUGAUUGUGGGACUAUUCUUUUUUGCUUUAGCUAUCUUAACCUUCCUCCUGUGUAGCUGGAACCCCAAAAUCAACAACACAGCCCGUCUUCACCUCUGCCUCAACCUAUCAUUGUCCCAACUGCUGCUGCUGUGGAAUGACAGAUAUGUUGAAAAUGAGCGGUCCUGCAAAGUCAUGGCGGGCCUUCUCCAUUUCUUAGUUGUUGCAAGCUUUGUAUGGAUGCAGCUGGAGGCGCUACAGCUCUACCUGUUGGUCCGGAGGCUCUCUAAGGUGCAGGUCAUCCAGAGAGAUGGCCUCCCCAGGCCAGUCCUUUACCUGAUUGGCUACGGUGUUCCAUUUGUGAUUGUGGGUGUUUCUGCACUGGUAUAUUCUCAUGGAUAUGGUGCUACUGAGGCAGGGGUGUGCUGGCUCUCUACACAGCGCAAUUUCAACUGGGCUUUAACAGGCCCCGUGAUUUUUAUCCUUGGAGCCAACUGGAUAUUGUUCUGUGCUACUCUAUGGAGUCUGAGACCCACCUUGGCAAACAUGAAAAGCGAUGUUUCUCAAUCCAAAGACACCAGGUUGAUUGUGUUCAAGAUCCUUGCCCAGUUUGUCAUACUGGGCUGUACCUGGAUUCUAGGCCUGUACCAGACAAACCUUUUCUUCCAGGUCCUCUUCAUUUUCCUCAACUCCCAGCAGGGCACCUUCCUUUUCAUCGUCCACUGCCUGCUCAAUAUGGAGGUGCGAGAAGCGUAUAUAAGAUGGAUGACAUGCUCUUGUGGAAAAAACAGCUCUUUGAAAGAGGCACCUUCGGUCUCUGAGGAUUUGGACAAGUCUGUGUGAUAAUCAGAUGUGUGUGUGUGUGUGUGUGUGUAAAUGUCUAUGUUGUUAUAUGUUAUUGUACAUCUCAUAUGGUUCUAGCUGGCUAUUUUCAUUGUCCAACGACUGAAACGAAAUGUUUUAAAUUAAGCUUCAAACAGUGAGCGCUACUCUAACUGUAAUCAGGUUUAUUUAGAUGUGUAUAGUUGCACAAUACAAUAAUUAAUGUUGUAUUAACACCAUUGCCUAAUGUCAUUAUGCUGAAUAGAUUUGAGAUGUAGCUCAUAUAGUUUGAUAAUCACACUUCAAGCACAGUCAAGCUUUUAGAAACCUACUUUCUUUGGUCAUUUCUACACUAUUAUCAUUAUUAUAACUUAUUAUAUUAACCUAUAACCAUUAAAUUGCCUUAUUACUUUAAUGUUGUACACAUUAGGGCUAACACAAAAGACAAUAAUAGUGUAAAAUAUUUUUAACUCCAGAAUAUCUUAUAUAAUAUUACAAGUCAUCACAGUGUUAUGAAACACUGAAAUUGUCACCAUCUCUCCACCCAAUUAAUUUGCCUGGGUGUGGCAGCUUUCUCAAACAUGCUAUUGCCCACACUCUCAGUCAGUCACUAUCUAAAAAAACAAACUUUCUACAAAGUAAAAACAUUCAUGUCUCAGUUGUUUCUUUAUAUUUACAUUUGUAUUGUAUUUACAUGAGAGCUGAGACGUUUUGAGGUGUGUCAAACUUUACAAGACAAAUUCAAGGGAUGAGCAAAGCCAGGCAUAUUCCCUCUCAUUUACAUUGUAUGCAUUUAAAUUGUAUCACACAGUGAUUUAGUAUUACUUGCGGUAUCACAAAAGCAUAUUCAAUUUAUAUUUAUCAGACUGGUAGCAUGAAAAAAUCACCAAGGAGUGCAAUGAUAAAGUUUACUUCUUUGUAU